Molecule: messenger RNA, 1639 nt
Organism: Elaeis guineensis (African oil palm)
Lineage: Eukaryota; Viridiplantae; Streptophyta; Magnoliopsida; Arecales; Arecaceae
Source: RefSeq, a predicted model, not a curated record
GCGAUAUAAGCCGGCCGUCUCUAGGUAACCACAUCCGCACCUCUAUAAAUGGGAAUUGGAGCUGGUAUCUAGGUUGAGAAUUGAGAAAGGCAAGAGCAAGGAAAGCUAGGUAUUACAGAUUCAAAACAUUCUCCUUGCAUGGUACAAGCCUCCCUCCUGGCUCCUUGGGAUUGCCACUAUUUGGCGAGACCAUAAGCUUUCUAAAGGCCCAGACGCAUGAUAAGACUCAGGAAUGGGUGGACACUCGGAUCAAAAGACAUGGACCAAUCUUUAAGACCUCCCUCAUGGGGAAACCAACAAUUGUUAUUACUGGUACAGCAGGUAAUCGUUUCAUCUUCACUGCUAAUGACAACACCAUCACGAGCAAACAACCCACCACGGUCAGCUCUAUCAUUGGCAAGUACAACACGUUUGAACUCACCGGACAUAGUCACAAGGUAAUCAGAAGUGCCAUGGCCAGCGUCCUGAAGCCAGAGAGCCUACAGAGGUACGUUAGAGAUAUGGACUCUCUUGUAAAGCAACGGAUAUUCCAGGAGUUGGAUGGAAAGGAGUCUGUGAAGAUUGUUCCGUUGAUGAAGAGGAUCACUUUUAGCAUGGCAUGUGCUCUGCUAUUUAGACUACCUGAUGGGAAGGAGCUGGACUUAGUGUUCCAAGACCUCACAACUGCAUUAAAAGGGAUGUGGAGUUUGCAUCUAAACUUUCCGGGAACCUCAUUUCACCGAGGAAUGGUGGCUCGAAGACGAAUCUUCGAGUACUUCUCCAAUUUAAUAGAGGAAAGGAGGAGGAAGCUGUCAGAAGGAAAUGUCAGCUCUGAGAAUGACGUGAUCUCCUCCUUUCUUAAGUUGAGAAAUGAGAACGGUGAGGAACUUUCAGAAGAUAUGCUAGUGGAUAACAUCAUGACUCUGAUUAUUGGCAGCUAUGAUACAAUUACAUUCCUUCUGACUCAAUUUGUGAGGCACCUUGCCCGGGACAAAAUGAUCUAUGAUUACAUAUUGGAAGAACAGAAGAAAAUUCUUCGAGAUAAGGAAGGCACUGAUGAAAGCUUGACAUGGAAUGACAUACAGAAGAUGAAGUAUACAUGGAGAGUAGGCCAAGAGUUGUUGAGGAUUACUCCUCCAGUAUUUGGCAAUUUCAAGACAGCCAUCACUGAUACAUCUUUUGGUGGCUUUCCCAUCCCUAAAGGAUGGCAGGUAUUUUGGGUGUCAAGUGGCACUCACAUGGAUGAGCAUAUUUUCCCUAAACCAGAAAAGUUCGACCCAUCUCGCUUUGAACCUACUUCAAAGUCAUAUCCUCCAUACUCUUACAUCCCUUUUGGAGGAGGACCACAUGUUUGCCCUGGAAGUGAGUUUGCUCGAAUGGAGGUGUUGCUGAUCAUGCAUCACUUGGUUACAAACUAUGAGUGGUCAGAGAUGAUUCCUGAUGAGCCAAUUACAAGAGCCCCUCUUCCUUAUCCAGCAAUGGGUCUUCCAAUCAAGCUAUAUGUCAAGAGCAAGGAAGAAAUUUGCUCCUGAGUUUCUCCCUUUCACUUGAAAUUAUGAAACCCAUGGUUGUAGUUCUUCAUCAGAAGUUCUCUUUCUUUUUUCCCAUUUUUUAACUUUUCAGAUCAACCUGUGCUAAAAAGAUGGUAUGUUAAAUUUCA